This is a messenger RNA of Trifolium pratense (red clover), 925 nucleotides long. Its product is annotated as protein terminal ear1-like. Lineage: Eukaryota; Viridiplantae; Streptophyta; Magnoliopsida; Fabales; Fabaceae. The coding region runs from base 245 to 925 and encodes 226 amino acids. Gene Ontology annotation, molecular function: nucleic acid binding. The transcript is spliced from 4 exons. The record is from RefSeq and is a predicted model, not a curated record.
GGUUUCCACUGCUACUGGUUUAAACGCUGAUGCACCUGAGUUCCACCCUAAUAACAAAAUCCAUUCUCAUAAUCACUUUCUCACUAACAAACUACUACCAAAACAUCAACUUUUCUACACCACUUGCCCUCCCCCUACACUUGUCUUUUAUCCCAACACUAACAAACACCCUUUUUAUUCACCCUUUCGCUACCAACUCACCAAAUCUGAACCUAAACCUAACUAUUUUCACUUUCCUACCGGUAUGGAAAAAAGUGAACUUCAAACGGUGGAAACAUCUAGUAGUAAAAAAGUAAUCGAUGAUCGUAGGUUCAGACUCAAAUCUCGUUUGGAGUGGAGGGUAAAAGGUGAAUCCAAAGAUCACCACAAAACUCGUGUUGUUAGUCAUGAUGAACAGUUUCGUCACUACUUUAGGGAUGUUCAUCACAGAAGGAAUCGUCGCUGUCGUUUUCCGAUCGUUCCGGUUCGUCCUGACGGCGAAGAAACCACGGUCAUGAUAAAAAACAUACCUAGCAAGUACAACCGGGAUAUGCUUGUGAACUUCUUGGAAAACCAUUGCAUGGUUGAAAAUGCUAAAGAAAAUGAAAUUGGAGAAGAAAGUACUUUUGCUUUUGAUUUUGUGUAUCUGCCUAUUGAUUUCAGAACUGGAUUUAACAAAGGCUAUGCCUUUGUGAAUUUUACUAAAGCAAUAGCAGCUUGGAAAUUUCUUCUGACAGCUUCUAAAAAGAAAUGGGAACUCUUCCUUUCCGAUAAGAUACGCGAUGUUGUUGCCGCACGGCUCCAGGGAUUUGAGAAUUUAGUGCAUCAUUUUGAAAGCAUGAAUUUUCCAUGCGCGUCCGAUGAAGUUCUGCCGCUGUGUUUUAGUCCACCUCGGGAUGGUAUGAUCAAAGGAAACCAAUGGACUAUUGGGAGGCUUCGCUAUUAG